Messenger RNA from Indicator indicator, 2705 nucleotides. It is a transcript of the gene SPRTN, whose product is annotated as SprT-like N-terminal domain. The transcript is spliced from 5 exons. Gene Ontology annotation, molecular function: polyubiquitin modification-dependent protein binding; single-stranded DNA binding; metalloendopeptidase activity. Gene Ontology annotation, cellular component: nucleus. NCBI's taxonomy places the organism in Eukaryota, Metazoa, Chordata, Aves, Piciformes, Indicatoridae. The record is from RefSeq and is a predicted model, not a curated record. Bases 1 to 1497 code for a protein of 498 amino acids. Gene Ontology annotation, biological process: DNA repair.
AUGGAGGGACAGGAGGACUUCGCGCUGGCGCUGCAACUCCAGGAGUUGUGGGAAGCAGAGGAUAAGGAGGCGGCCGCGGCGGCAGCAGCAGCGGUAGCGGUAGCAUGUCCUGAGGUGUCGCCGGAUCCCUCGCCCUACCGCCCGCUGUCUGUUGUGGAUGAGGCCUGGGAGCUGCUGGACCCUAGCCCCGACGUGCAUGGCCUCUUCGUGCAGUUCAACGAGGCGCUGUUCUGGGGGCGUCUGGCGGCUGUCGAGGUGUCAUGGAGCCCACGCAUGACCCUCUGUGCUGGAGUGUGUCGAUACGAAGGAAGAGGUGGAAUGUGUUCCAUUCGUCUAAGUGAGCCACUCCUAAAGCUGAGACCAAGGAAGGAUCUCGUUGAGACGCUGCUUCAUGAAAUGAUCCAUGCCCUGCUUUUUGUUACUAAUAAUGACAAAGAUCGUGAAUCUCAUGGACCAGAGUUCUGCAAACAUAUGCGUCGCAUUAAUCGCUUGACAGGAGCCAAUGUCACAAUCUAUCAUAGUUUUCAUGAUGAGGUGGAUUCAUACCGUCAGCACUGGUGGCGAUGCAAUGGCCCCUGCCAAAAUAGAAAGCCUUACUUUGGAUAUGUGAAACGCUCGAUGAAUAGAGCACCCUCCGCACGAGACUUCUGGUGGGCCGAGCAUCAGGAGACAUGCGGGGGGACGUUCACAAAAGUGAAGGAGCCAGAGAACUUUAAGAAAUCCAAAGAGAAAACUCAGCCCCCAAAACUUUCAAAUUCUGAGUCAACUAACAAAGGCAAGACACAAACUCACGAUACACAAAGUCUGACACCCUUCAGUGGAAAGGGAUAUCGGCUUGGAGGAGGAAACGGUGGACUCUCAGAGAAAAGCACAAAUUCCAGCAUUAGUGUCAGAAACAGUGAAACACCUGCUGUAGAGCAUCAUUCAGUAAGGACAGUACCAAUCCCUAAAAAUGAGAUAAAAUUUGAGAGAUCACCCAGAAGUGGCAUUUUCUUUCCACUUUUUACUGAUGAUGCCAGUGAGAAAAUCAACUUAGCUUCAAAGCGUGAGUUUCCAAAACCUUCCGUCGCUAGUACAAAAGCUUACAGGAAUGUUGAUGGAUCACCUGUUAAAAUUGCUCGUGUUAUGGAAGAAAAAUCAAACCAAGAUUCUGUAAAUGGCAAGAGAGUCACAGUGCCACCAAAACAAAUUUGUCUUCAGUGGACAACAACAGGUCAGGUUGCAGCUGAGAAAAAAAGCUCUGAAUGUACUAACACGCCACACCGAUGGCCAAAGAUGGAAGACAAAACCGCCUUUGAAAACUAUUUCCUUAAAAAAGGGAGUACUGACGUCUCUUUAAGUAUAGAUUCACCUUUGCAAACCAGUGCUGAAUUUACGGUGUCCUCAGCAAAUUGCAGCACUGCUGCAAAGCAGGAUAAAAAAGUCAGGUGUCCUGUUUGCCAGACUGAGGUUUUGGAGCCUAAAAUAAAUGAACAUCUUGACUCUUGUCUUUCAUAAAACCUUUCAGAAAGCUGUCUCAUAAACCAGGGCUGAAAACAUUGCUUGAAAACUACUUUGCUCAGGGUCUUCUUAGCCGUGUGCCUGUUCUGAACCGGAAUUUAAAUUAGCAUGAACCACAACUUCUGUGGAGUUGCACAUCAGCACUGACAAGGAAGCAAGCAAAUGUGUGUUUUAAUAGGUGGAUGUUUGUGUCAACAUUCUUGCUGCAGAAUCUGGGUACCAUAAGAGCAGGUAGUUACUUCCCAAACUGCAUAUUUCCAAGGCACUUUUAAAAAUCAGGACAUUUUAAAUCCUGGUAAUUUGUCUUUCUUCUUAAGACCCCGUUGUGCUGUUUUUUGAAGAGUUGUUUGCCAUUCCUUGCGUUAACUACCUCUAACAGGUAAGGAUUAUGCUGUUCACUGCAAUGUAACUAAACUAGAUGGCAUGUAUUUUUAGACUAGUAAACAUUUUGUAUAAGCCACAAUGACACUUUCAGUGGUCCUUCUUUUGAAGAGAUGGCUGAAAGUAAUAAUUUCAGAUAUGGUCUUGUCUCAAAGAUGGUAGAGGUACAGUCAUCAAAAACACAGCAGUGUCCUUUUAAGUUUAAUGGGUGGAUUGUAGCAGGAAAAGUCAAGAAGGGCAGUGAAGGUGCUGGGAAAUCAAGCACCAAGGUACUUGACUUAGAUAAGGAGAAGGCCCUACACUGAAGGGCUCAAUUAGAAAUUCAUCUUGAGGAGCAAGGAUUUAAGUUAAAAGUUAACUGUUAAAAGUUGGAAUAGUCAAAUAGAAGCUAACAAACUUCAAUCUUACAUGUGGCUUUUGAUCCAGGAUCUCAGCUAGAUUCUUCACCUGCUUUUUCCAAUGGGUUGAACAAAUCCGUGUGUUGAAAGUUCACUGUUUGGGGUUGGUUUGUUUGUUUUUGAUAUAGGUAUUAGCUGCAUGGGUAACUGACCCCUGUAUUCUGACACCAGUAAGUAAAAGUUGUGAGGAAUAUUGGUAGCAAUACCAGUAAAGACCCUUUCUGGUCAUGUCAUAAAAGCCUUUGUGAUUUUUCAAUUAACCUUCCAGUGCAGUACAAGUCAGAGCGACGUUAACCUGACAUUAGCUAACAGUCUGUUUUGCUGCUUCUGGAAGCCAGCCAAUUUGGUGUUUUGUAUCCAAUAAGCCAGUCAGCUACGAGUACUAAAACCAUUGUGCUGUGAAAAGUUACAAAUGCUGAGCAAUUG